AUGAAGGAUACAAGAGUAAAAGAAAAGAAAGCAUUCAAGACGAAACGUGAUAAUUACGCAAGGAAGUUGAAGAGAAAGAAACUAAUCAACUAUUUAGGAAGCGAAUUACGGAGUUGUAGUACGCACGGUCUGCCUUAUAUUGUAAACACGAAUACACAUUGGUUUGAGAAGGUAAUCUGGACUGCCAGUUUCGCAUGCUGUCUUGGUUUGGCAUCCUCUUUGCUUUUAUCUCAAUAUACACGAUACAUUAAUGCUCCUACUGUCAUGAGUGUGGAGAAGGACUAUUUCAAUUGGAAUAUUUCCUAUCCAGCCAUAACAAUAUGUCCAUUGGAGAAAAUAGAUGAAGAGGACUUAAGCACACUAGUGAACGAAACGCUGGAAAGUGUUGGAGAAGAUAUAACUUUACAAUUAAGAGCAAUUGUUUCAUUAUCGUUAGACUCAAUAGAAUUAUUAAGCGCGGACGUUUCAAAUCAUUCUAAGAAACUCAUAUAUUCAAACGACUACAUGGAAAUAAUAACUGCUAUAAGUAAAAAAGUAAAUAACGACUCCAUAACCACGAAUACCAACUGGCCUAUAUCAAUGGAAUCGUCCAUGACAGAAAUGGGAAUAUGCCAUGUCAUCAACUCGAAUGUUGCUGUAUUCGACAACCCUCUCCUACGAAAAAACAACUUAGAAUAUGUUAAAAAAAACAUUGAUCUCUCCAUAUACGACAGAGAUUUCUUUAUUCAAAUUUCUGAUUAUGCUAACGUCUACAAGGUUUACAUACAUCAUCCUGAUGAGAUUGCUACAAGUACAACGCCAUCAUAUAUUGUUAACAAUGAAGGUUUUACAUAUUUUGGAGUACAAGUGCGCAGCACCAGAGCUUCCUCUAAACUGCGAGAUAUACCCUUAAGCUACCGAAAUUGCAGAUUUUUUGACGAACCAGUAGGCGAAAGGUACCCUGUAUAUUCCUACAAUCACUGUAUGUUAGAAUGCAGAAUUCAAAUGAUAAUAAAACUCUGCGGUUGUGUACCGCAUUUCUAUAAAUAUAUGGAUAAUGAGAAAAUAUGUGAACUCUCUGAUCUCAAAUGUAUUAUAGACUAUAAAACUGAAAUCAUAAAACUGUCUACGUCCAAAGAGACUUGGGAUGUAUUUAUAAAUAAAAAUGGACUUCCUAGAUCGCCACGUGACUGCGGUUGUCUCGAUAAUUGUGAAAAAGAUGUUUAUCUAAAAGAACAAGAAACAUACAUAAGCCAAGGUGACUCAAGAUUAAGAAUUGGUGUAUCUUCCUUUCCGAAAGUCCGAGUUGUAAGGGAAAUAAUAUUCAGCGUGUAUGACAUGAUCUUGAGGAGUGGCGGAGUCAUAAAUCUGUGUUUAGGCACAUCCAUAAUUUCCGUAAUGGAGCUAUUAAUAAUAGCAAUAAAACUAGUGAUUAAACUACCACAACUUAUAAUAUAG
Achroia grisella is the source of this 1437-nucleotide messenger RNA. RefSeq names its product sodium channel protein Nach-like. Gene Ontology annotation, cellular component: membrane. The record is from RefSeq and is a predicted model, not a curated record. Gene Ontology annotation, molecular function: ligand-gated sodium channel activity. The transcript is spliced from 10 exons. NCBI's taxonomy places the organism in Eukaryota, Metazoa, Arthropoda, Insecta, Lepidoptera, Pyralidae. Bases 1 to 1437 code for a protein of 478 amino acids. Gene Ontology annotation, biological process: sodium ion transmembrane transport.